AUGCAGAUAUAUGUAAAGCACCGUGGUAAAUUUGUCUUUCUCGCUCUUUGGAGUGGAUUCACAUGUCUGGCGAUGUUUUGGUUGAGUAUGCGGCGGGCUGGAUUUAGCACUACAUACAGCCGCUGUACCUAUCUUGUGAUGUGGGGUGAGUAUAAACAACUGUUAGAACCCGGUACAUUUCCUAGUAAUGAUUUUCUUCCUCCACAUCUGCGGUUAGACAAGUUAUCGUAUUUGGAUCUACCAGAGACAGAGGUGGCCUUACCACCAAUGAUUGAUGUAAGCAUUACAGAUGGAGAACAGGUGCGGGGAUUAGAGUCGGAGCUGCCAGCGUCAAAGCGUACAGAUGUGCAUGUGCAGUUUGGGCCAUUGCGUACACAGACUAUUGUGAUGACUAGCGAGGCGAGUGAGAGAUAUGUACGACGGAGAUUAGGUGUAUCUCCUCGGGAUCGACAACGGUUAGAGAAGGAAAAGGAAAAAAAGGAAAAAGAGGAGGAAUAA
This is a messenger RNA of Trypanosoma theileri, 498 nucleotides long. RefSeq lists its product as uncharacterized. Bases 1 to 498 code for a protein of 165 amino acids. The transcript has a single exon. Lineage: Eukaryota; Euglenozoa; Kinetoplastea; Trypanosomatida; Trypanosomatidae. The record is from RefSeq and is a predicted model, not a curated record.